This is a messenger RNA of Dermacentor silvarum, 1450 nucleotides long. RefSeq lists its product as uncharacterized. Bases 324 to 1121 code for a protein of 265 amino acids. The transcript is spliced from 3 exons. NCBI's taxonomy places the organism in Eukaryota, Metazoa, Arthropoda, Arachnida, Ixodida, Ixodidae. The record is from RefSeq and is a predicted model, not a curated record. Gene Ontology annotation, molecular function: acyltransferase activity, transferring groups other than amino-acyl groups.
CCUGCUAGGCAAGCUGUCGCUGCGCUGAGGUUGUGGUUGUGAGAACACCGCGCACUUCCAGCUUUGUUUACGGAUUGGACUGGUUUGCUCUCGCCUGCUGCGGCACAGGCUGAGGCAUCGGGUCGAGUUUUGGCGCCGCAGUCUUGGGCGCCGGUGGUACCGGCUCGCUCUUCGGCUGAGACGUCCGCCGUGAUUCGUGCCAUGUCUCGGUCUUCGUGUCGAAUGACGGCCGAACCACUUGCUCUGCCUGCUGCUUAUCGUUGGCCGAUGAUGUGUGGUGCCGGUGUCGAGCCUGAAAGUGAUCAAGAGAGUCGGAUACAUGCAUGAGUUCGAGAUGUUGCAGUGCCCGCCAGUACCUGCAGACAAGACGUCUUGGUCGGGUGGUGGCCACGUGUGCCUGUGUGCGCCAGCAUGAGUCGCUCUUCUUCGUGGGCCUGUACGCGGUGCGCAAGCACCUAGAGGGGCGAGGUAUUGGCACCCGCCUGUGGCGCACCAUGGCCAGGCGCCUUGGAGACUGCAACGCGGGCCUCAACACCAUGCCCAAGCACCUCAGCACGUACCAGAACCGCGCGGGUUUCGGCCACCUCGACACGUGGAACACACUCGUCUAUACCGGCACUGCCGUCAGCACCGACAAGCUGGCACGGCCUACAGAUGAGUUGGGCGCCGUGCCUGUGAGCGCCAAGCUUUUGCCCCAGGUGAUCGCUUACGACGCCCUAGUGCACUGCUACAACCGCGAGAAGGCGGUCACCUACACAGUGUACGACACGGACGGGUUCGCUCGCGCCGUAGUCCGGCGGCGGCCCGACGGCAGCGAAGUCGUGUGCGGCUUCGGCAAGAUCGGCACCAACAUCCUGGGCGGCGCCAUGAUGGGACCCGUGUACGCCGAGGAUCGCCAGGCGGCCGACGUGCUGCUUCGCGCACUGGUGGACGGGAACCCGCUGACGCGCGUCGGCCUCGUCAUGAUGGUGGUCGACUGCAACCCGGACGGCAUCGCCUUGGCCGAGGACCUCGGCCUCGAGUCGAAGAGGCGCGUGCCCCGGUGCUACCGCCGGGCCAUCGUGCCGGCCCGCUUCGAUCACAUAUUCGCGCAGCACGACGUCAACUUCUCGGCCUUCUAAGACGAAGUCGCAUGUCCCGUGUACGUCGUUUGGCGGGGGGUGGCAAGUGACGCACUGUCGUUGAACUCGGUGUAUACCGUCGCCGGGAGCAGGUUUCGAUCCUCUCGCCGUCCUCGCCCUCAGUCAGAGCGCGGAAGGUCUGAACAUGACUUGGGCUCUAUAAAACAUAUCUGUUGCACCCUCGCGGAGCUGGCGGAAAUUGGGCGAGUUAUCACGCCUUCGACUCAUACCCAGAUAUAUAAAAGGUGAUCGAGAGCUCGUUCAUGUCGGCCCCUGUUUUAAAACUUCGGUGACUGCACGGAAAGUCAGUGCAUAUCCCGGGUGUCGGG